Molecule: messenger RNA, 3318 nt
Organism: Carassius gibelio (silver crucian carp)
Lineage: Eukaryota; Metazoa; Chordata; Actinopteri; Cypriniformes; Cyprinidae
Product: serine/threonine-protein kinase NIM1-like
Exons: 4
Coding region: 67-1401 (444 amino acids)
Biological process (GO): microtubule cytoskeleton organization; protein phosphorylation; intracellular signal transduction
Cellular component (GO): cytoplasm
Molecular function (GO): tau-protein kinase activity; protein serine/threonine kinase activity; ATP binding
Source: RefSeq, a predicted model, not a curated record
GGAUUGAAGACUGUAGAGCGACAGGUUGUUGUGUUGUACUCUACGUUCAUUCAGACAGACACCAGCAUGAAGGAUCCACAGCUACCAGGUAUCAAAACACUAAAUGUCUGGGCGAAGCGACAUGGGAAAAAAGGAAAGAAUGAACCGGCGGCCCAACCUGCCCAGAAAGAAGCAAGAGCAUGCAAGGUACCAGCGCUUACUCCUGAACAAAGAGUGAAGCAGACGCCCUUCGAGAGGGUCCUCUAUGACAUGUCCCACAAUGAGCAGGUCAUCAGUGAAAUGAUGCUGGGCCGCAGGAUUGCUUUCUAUGAACUCAGAGGAGAAAUAGGGACUGGAAAUUUCUCUCAGGUCAAACUGGGUGUUCACGCUUUGACUAAAGAACGUGUUGCAGUAAAGAUUCUCAGGAAGGCACGGCUCGGCAAGAAGUCGCAGAAUCUGUUUGCCUCAGAGAUCAUCUGUAUGGAAAAUCUGUCCCAUCCGAACAUUGUGCGUCUGUAUGAGGUGCUGGAGACCAGUAAGCAUCUGUACCUCGCUAUGGAGUACGGCAGCGGAGGAGACCUGUUCUCUCGCCUCACCAGCAGAGGCCGCCUGUCAGACCUGGAGAGCAGGCUCAUCUUUGCCCAGAUCAUCUCAGCCAUCAAAUACAUGCAUGAAAACAACAUCAUCCAUCGUGACCUGAAAGCAGAAAAUAUUUUUUACACCACUUGCUACUGCAUCAAAGUGGGUGACUUCGGUUUCAGUGUGGUCAGUGAGCCGACCGCGACCCUGAACACGUUUUGCGGCUCCCCGCCGUAUGCGGCCCCGGAGCUGUUCAGAGACAAAAGCUACGUGGGCCAUUAUGUGGACAUCUGGGCGCUGGGUGUCCUCCUCUACUUUAUGGUGACUGCCACCAUGCCUUUCUACGGCAACAACUUAGGGCGACUGAAGCGCUGUAUCCUGCAGGGGGCGUACAGCAUCCCGCCCUACGUCCCUGAGUCCUGUCAGCUGGCCAUCAAGGGCAUGCUGAGACCCUUACCUGUGGACCGGACCACCGUGUCUCAGCUGAUGCUAUGCUCCUGGCUGAAGGGCAUCGAAUACCCCAAACCCUAUCCUGCUUUCAAUGCGACGCCCAAUUACCUAGCUGACCCAGUGAAGAGCCUGUGCGUGGAGGAACAGGAAGUGAAGUCGGCCCUGAGUAAGCUGGGCAUCAGUGGCACACAUCUGCAGAAUAAAUCCUGCACUGACUGCCGCUGCCCAAUAACAGGGACUUAUCGUAUCCUGCUGCACCGCAUCCAGAAGAGGAGAUCCAUGGAAGCGGUAGGAUACUCCGCUCUGUACCCCGAGGAUUUUGGUACCAAGAAAUACUGGACCAGCAACGUAAUGGCUAAGCACAAUCCUUCGGCAGUGUGUAACAUCCUAUGAAAACAAGUGUUGGACGAUACGUGCAUAAAGCCAUGUUUCAGGAUGUAAACAAUUUACAUGCAUGAAGUUGUGCUGGUUUUUGUGCGAAACCUAGCAUCCCAGAAUGAAUCCCAAGAUUAGUAUUUGCAUUUUGGAAAUAUAUUAGUUUAGAAGUUUUUUGGUGCUUAUCUGCUGCUGAAUCUGUUGUUAAAAAAACAGCACAAAAAGGAUAGCCCAAUUUCUGAAAUGAAAUCAGUCGCCAGUUAUUUUUAAUGAAUCAAAAAUGUACAGAGCAACACGUGUAGCCGAAACUAAUGACUCUUUCGAGCUGGUUCUUUUUAGUGAAUCAAAAGCAUAUAACACAAGUGCAGCCUGAUUCCCAAAAUGAACGAACAGGUUCUUUUUAGUGAAUCAUGAACAUGAAAUGCAACAAAUGCAAAUUAUGAAUCAAAAACAUACAGGGCAACAAGUGAAGCAUGAUUCCCGAAAUGAGUGGCUCUUAUGAGCCGGUUCUUUUAAUGAAUAGCUCAUUAUAACGGAAAUAUACUACUAUUAAUCAGAACGAAUCAGUUGUACCGGGCAGUUUUUGUGUUCUGUUUUACAAAAUCUCCAGGGUCCAAUGGGAUCCAAGGCCUGAGACCACUUGUGCAAAUGCUUACAUUUGUAAAACUUCUAAUGAUUUUAUUUUUGCAGUCAGUCCAUCAGUGGUCAUUUACUGUUGCCAAGUGGAAAACGGAGAUGUGGCCAAUACUUAAUGGUUAGGAAAACAUUUGAUACAUUUUUGUAUCACUGAUUAGUUUGAAAAUAUUGUUUGUUUGAUAUUGUCUGAGCCACAGCUUUGGAUUGAACGUCAUAUGUAAUAAAUAUUUGCAAUACGCUGGUUACUGGCUGUUCUGGCCUUAUGUAACAAAGUGCACAUGCAUUUAUAAAAGCCUGACAGAUUUGAUGUUUAAUUUGAUGGAUUCGACAGCAAUCUGUUUCUAUUUAAAUAGUGGAAUAACUUGGCAAUCAUUUCCUGGUCUCAGCCAGGGUUUACACUGAACGUAUGACGCAAAGCAUUAAACGCUAAUCAGCGGUUAAUCCUAAUGAGCGUGGUGCUUUAUAAAAAGCUUGUGGUAUCAGCCAUUAUUCCAUUCUAUAGAAUUAAUCAUCUUUAUUUUCAAGCCAUGGCACAUUCAUAUCAGGAAUGGAGGAGAUCUGCCAAGAUGCUGUUUUUACAGGCGUUAUAGUGUUUUGUAGUUACACACACAUGCCUUUUGACCUUCUAAAUCAUGUUUAGAGAUACACGUCAUGUUACUAAACCUUAUAUUACUCAAUAACAUGACAAAUAGAUCUGAAAUUGUUACUGUACUCCACUGCAAUCAUUUGCAACAUGAUGUUUGAUUAUCAAUUUACAGUUAAGCAUGUUAAUAUGUUAAUAUUAUCUUUUUGUUUGAGCUCAUAUACAUGACAAAUGUAUUGUGCUUUGCUAAUAUGGUACAUAACAUUUCAUAUAACGUUGUCACACGAAUUACAGACGCUACUUGAAAAACACAUUGUAUUAUAUUUUUGUAUAAUAUUUUCAUGACAGUCAGUAAACUUUCCUCUCAAAUUCUCAUUACUGUGAUGUAAUAAUAAAGAUAUAAAUACUGUUUGAAAAUGAUAUAUAAGGAAGUAUUUAUGCAUCAGUGUACCAAUAUAGGAAUUAAAAUUAAAAAUAGUCCGACAUUAAAAAAAAAAAUAAAUCUCCCAAUGCAUAUGGUAAUGAGAAUAUGAGAAAAUUUAGGGGGGGAAAUGUCAUAACAUUAUAGACUAAUGCAAAGUCUAUAAUGCAAAAUGUAAUAAUAAUAAUAAUAAUAAUGCAAUACAUUUGUUUUUUCAUUUCAUUUAUUUUGUUGUGAAAUGUGACAUGGAUUUUUUUAAUUACCAAGUUUUAAUAAAAUAGUAUACAUUGCCUGU